Messenger RNA from Trypanosoma conorhini, 999 nucleotides. RefSeq lists its product as uncharacterized. NCBI's taxonomy places the organism in Eukaryota, Euglenozoa, Kinetoplastea, Trypanosomatida, Trypanosomatidae. The record is from RefSeq and is a predicted model, not a curated record. The transcript has a single exon. Bases 1 to 999 code for a protein of 332 amino acids.
AUGAUCUCCUGUGCCGCCAUUCAAAAACUUGAGCGCUAUGGCCAACUUGGCCAGAAGCGCCGCAGCGUCGAGGACUUUCUGCAGUCGUCGCUCAAGGACCCCAAACGUGGCAACGUGUACGCCCUGACGCACAUGCCGACGUGGAGGACCUGCUUGGCAGCCCUGACGCUGGACGACAGGCACCACCAGCAGCCGCAGCAGCAGCAGGAAGAGGAGGAGGGGGAGGCAGAAAAGAAGCAGCAGCGCGUCAGUAGCGAUGAGGAGGGCAAAAGGCAGGCGCAUGGGCCGGAGGGCCUUGAAGCGGCCUCUGUGGCCACACCGGCACCCAUACUUGUCAUCAGUGACUCCCUGCUGUACGCCGUCAGUUUCGCCACGGCGCUGGUGGCGCACCACUUGGACGAGCAGCGACACUCGACGGAAACGGCGGAGGAGAGGCAGAAGCAGAAACACACGAUUGGCGACGAUUCCGCGGCGUUGGUUGGCAAAGUCUUCCUCUCCCGGUUGGAGGAGGCAGAGGAGCUCCUGGGGUUGCUGCAGGCCGUCGCGGAGGCCUGCGGCCGCCACUUCCAUCAUCGCAGCGAGGGAUCGCCUGUCGUGACGCAGGCGCUGGCGCAUCUUCUUUCGGCAGCCGCCGACACCGUCCUGAUCGCCACCAUCCUGCGGGAGGCAGACGCAAGUAAUGUGGAGGCUGAAGGCGGCCCACUGCACGGUAUCUGCCGCAGUGCCACCGCCUUGGUGGCUGCUGCCGCGUCGCAGCUUCGCACGGCCCGGGCACGACAGCCAUUAAAUACACUGCAUGACGUUCGUCCUGCCCAACCCUGCUUCACCGGUUCCUCACAAAGACAAAAAGCAAGUCCCCAACAAGCACGACGACAGGCACGUCAGCGAGGGAAGCGGCAAACACAUGCGCCGCUGGUGUUAGCGUGCAAAAAGACAGGGACGCCAUUGUUACCGCACGGAUGGUUGCGUGGGCUGCCGUUGCACGGUGUGGUAGUUUAA